Messenger RNA from Solanum verrucosum, 1349 nucleotides. Its product is annotated as cold shock domain-containing protein 3. The transcript has a single exon. The record is from RefSeq and is a predicted model, not a curated record. Gene Ontology annotation, molecular function: zinc ion binding; nucleic acid binding. The coding region runs from base 193 to 1092 and encodes 299 amino acids. Lineage: Eukaryota; Viridiplantae; Streptophyta; Magnoliopsida; Solanales; Solanaceae.
UUUUUUGGCCUUUAUCCUCAUUCAACUAACCAAAAAAUUGAACCAAACCCUAACUAAAAUAAGGGAUCCAAUAAGCCCUAAUGCAAUAAGGCUUAACAAUUUAGCCUAUAAAUUCUCCCUAUUCCCAUAGAAUUAGGGCACAAAAAUUUCAUCUUUUGAUUGUUUGAUCGAUUUUGAGCUCAUCCAUCAUCAAUGGCGGCCGAAGGUACUCGAUUGACAGGGGUUGUGUCUCGGUUCAGUAACCAAAAGGGUUACGGUUUCAUCAAACCUGAUGAUGGAACCGAAGAUCUUUUUGUUCAUCAAUCUGAGAUCAAAUCUGAGGUGGGGUUUCGUUCGUUGUAUGAAGGUCAGAAAGUUGAGUUUAUGGUGACUGGGAAUGGGGAUAAGUAUCAGGCUGUUGAGGUUACAGGUCCUGAUGGAGCACCUUUGGAUGGAGGUCGUAACGGCGGCGGUGGUGGUAGGGGUAUGGGUCGUGGUGGUGAUCGGAGGAAUGGGAAUGGGUUUUUGAGAAGUGGGGGUGGUGGUGAGUGUUAUAACUGUGGUAGGGUGGGUCAUAUGGCUAGGGAUUGUGAUCUUAUCAGUGGUGGAGGAGGUGGCGGCGGCGGUGGUGGAGGAGGUGCGUGUUAUACUUGUGGAAUGACGGGGCAUAUAGCUAGGGAUUGUGUUGGUGGUGGUGGUGGUGCUGGAAGUGGUGGAGGCGCCUGUUACACUUGUGGAAUGACAGGGCAUAUAGCUAGGGAUUGUGAUCGUAGUGGUGGUGGUGGUGGCGGCGGCGGUGCUGGAAGUGGUGGUUGUUACAAUUGUGGUGGACUUGGGCACAUGGCUCGAGAUUGCCCUAGUGAGAGACGUGGCAGCGGUGGUGGUGCAGGUGGUGGUAGUGGGGCUUGUUAUAAUUGUGGAUUGCCAGGUCACCUGGCAAGGGACUGUUCACGCGAGAGUGGUGGCGGUGGUGGUGGUGACAGAUUUGGGAGAUCCGGUGGUGGCGGCAGUGGUGACAGGUUUGGGAGAUCUAGUGGCGGCGGAAGCAAGUGCUACAACUGUGGAGAAACUGGCCAUUUUGCAAGGGAAUGCACCAGCCCAGCUGUGAAGUGAGAAAAUCUUUUAGGGGAAGAGUUGUCAUGUACAUGAUCUUCUCUUUUUCUCUUGUCUUCCUAUUUAGGAGUAUUUAAUUAAUAUGGAUAAUACAGACUUGUUUCUUUUGUUACUUUUAGUUUCCUACAUACAUGCAUUGGUAGCUUUUAGGAUAACAAAUUAGUUGUUGGGAUUUGCUACAAACUGUUUCUGUGAUGGAAAGUUUUGAUUUUUGUUGGUUAUACAAAUAUAUAAAAAGCUCGGCUUUGGAUUUGGAA